Molecule: messenger RNA, 1868 nt
Organism: Jaculus jaculus (lesser Egyptian jerboa)
Lineage: Eukaryota; Metazoa; Chordata; Mammalia; Rodentia; Dipodidae
Gene: Mpz
Product: myelin protein zero
Exons: 6
Coding region: 1-774 (257 amino acids)
Biological process (GO): myelination
Cellular component (GO): membrane
Source: RefSeq, a predicted model, not a curated record
AUGCUCUGGGCCCUAACCCCUGCCCCAGCUAUGGCUCCUGGGGCUCCCUCAUUCAGCCCCAGUCCUGUCUUGGCUGCCCUGCUCUUCUCUUCUUUGGUGCUGUCCCCCGCCCAGGCCAUUGUGGUUUACACGGACAGGGAGGUCCAUGGAGCCGUGGGCUCCCAGGUGACCCUGCACUGCUCCUUCUGGUCCAGUGAGUGGGUCUCAGAUGACAUCUCUUUCACUUGGCGCUACCAGCCUGAAGGGGGCCGAGAUGCCAUUUCGAUCUUCCACUAUUCCAAAGGACAACCCUACAUUGACGAAGUGGGGACCUUCAAAGAGCGCAUCCAGUGGGUAGGAGACCCUCACUGGAAGGACGCUUCCAUUGUCAUUCACAACCUAGACUACAGUGACAACGGCACCUUCACUUGUGAUGUCAAAAACCCACCAGACAUAGUGGGCAAGACUUCUCAGGUCGUGCUCUAUGUCUUUGAGAAAGUGCCCACUAGGUACGGAGUGGUGCUCGGGGCCGUGAUCGGGGGCAUCCUCGGAGUGGUGCUGUUGCUUGUGCUGCUUUUCUACCUGGUUCGGUACUGCUGGCUGCGCAGACAGGCGGUCCUGCAGAGAAGGCUCAGCGCCAUGGAGAAAGGGAAAUUGCACAAGACUUCGAAGGACUCGAAGCGCGGGCGGCAGACGCCGGUGCUGUACGCCAUGCUGGACCACAGCCGGAGCACCAAAGCGGCCAGUGAGAAGAAGUCCAAAGGGCUGGGGGACUCCCGCAAGGAUAAGAAAUAGCGGUUAGCGGGCCGGGCGGGGGACCGGGGGUCAGGGGCGGAGCCCUCCAAGGGCGCUCAGGUGGUGGUCAUCGAGAUGGAGCUUCGGAAGGAUGAGCAGAGCUCGGAGCUCCGGCCUGCUGUCAAGUCCCCCAGCAGAACCAGCCUCAAGAACGCCCUCAAGAACAUGAUGGGCCUGGACUCGGACAAGUGAGCGUCCCCCGCCAGGCCCGGUCAGAGCAGGGGGACCUAGGCUCCUCUUCUCCCCGCGUCUAGGUGCUUUCCUCUUGCUCCCCAGCCCUGCCCUGCCCUGCCCUGCACUCACCUCCUGUUGAGAUGUAAGUUUCAUUCCAGAAUCCAAGCCCAAGCAUCUGUAUGCCCCUCACCUGCACCCCCUGGCUUUCUGGGAGUCCAGGGGCUAACCCUACCCCUCACCUGCCCUAAAGGCUGUGUGUUUGGUAUCUGUCACCGAGAAGAAAGGGACCUUGAUAGCCUCUGCCCCAACUCCAGGCCAUUUGGCCUUCCCGUCUCCUGCCCCCUAGCUGAUCUCUGCCCGUUCCUUCCCUCCGGAGGCCCGGCUCCAUACUCUGUCCUCCUGCUAACACCCAGAUCACCCAGAUCGGACUCUCCUUCCUUCCGGUUUUAUUUAGGUUGUUGAUUAUUUUUUAUUUUUUACCUGAGCCCAUAUUCUACCCUGACCCCCAUGACCGAGGAACUAUGACGUCAUGUGGCUUUCCCCAGUGCCCUGUCCCCACUAAGUCCUCAGUCGAGAGCCAGCCAACCCAAGCAGAGGAGCUCUUGAUUCUCGGACCUCAGCUACCUGACCGACGCCCUCUGACACUCUUUAGCACUGUUCUGGGACCCAAAAUCUUGGGGAAGGAGAUAGAGAGGAUGGAUCCUCACAGGUCAGGGGUGGAGGAGGAGGCAAGUGAACCUUAAGGAAUGAAUGGCUCUAAAUAAUCAAACAGGAAACAGGAAAAACAAAUGGGAAACUGAGGGGAAGGAAGAGGCUGCACUCCCAGCCACAGGGGAUUCUUAGGGUUUUUCUAUAUUCUGUACAUUUCUUCUACCACCUACACAUGUCCUUAUGGUUAAUAAACACUGACAUUUCCAGAA